AUGCCAAAAGGAGGGAAAGGGGAGGCGGCCAAAUGCUGGCCGGUAGAGGGUGGUCCGGCGGCUGCUGUUGGUCGGCCGGAAGGGCUGCAGGCCGGCGGCCUGGGGCAAGCCAGGAAGGGCGGGCGGCACUGGUUCAAUGAAGAUCAAUUUGGACUUGUAGGGGUGUGCGACUUCAUUGCUUUUCUUGGAUACAAGAUUAUUGGUUCACAUAGUGGCGUUAAAAUUUGUAGAUGGACAAAGGCACAACUCCGAGGACGUGGCGGCUGCUACAAGCACUCAUUUUAUGGGAUUGAGAGUCAUAGGUGCAUGGAAGCAACCCCAAGCUUAGCAUGCGCAAAUAAGUGUGUUUUUUGUUGGAGGCAUCAUACUAAUCCUGUGGGAAAAGAAUGGCGGUGGAAGAUGGAUGAUCCUCUUGUUAUUGUGGAUACUGCCAUCGACCAACAUACUAAAAUGAUAAAGCAAAUGAAGGGUGUCCCAGGGGUGAAGGAACAGCAGUUUCUUGAAGGUCUAUCUCCCCGACACUGUGCUUUGUCUCUUGUUGGUGAACCAAUCAUGUAUCCGGAGAUAAAUAGACUAAUCGAGGAACUGCACCGCAGGCACAUUUCUACUUUUCUUGUUACAAAUGCCCAAUUUCCAGACAGAAUAAAGAUGUUAAAACCUGUUACCCAGUUAUAUGUGAGUGUUGAUGCUGCAACAAAGGAGAGCUUGAAGGCAGUUGAUAGACCACUUUUUGGAGACUUUUGGGAGCGCUUUGUUGAUUCUCUGAAAGCUUUGCAUGACAAACAACAGAGGACUGUUUACCGUCUAACUCUUGUUAAAGGAUGGAAUGCGGAAGAAGUAGACGCAUAUGCUAACUUGCUAGGCCUUGGAGAACCAGAUUUCAUUGAGAUCAAGGGUGUCACGUACUGUGGCUCAACUGCCACAUCAAAGUUGACAAUGGAGAAUGUCCCCUGGCAUUCUGAUGUUAAAGAGUUCUCUGAAACU
Messenger RNA from Dendrobium catenatum, 984 nucleotides. Its product is annotated as S-adenosyl-L-methionine-dependent tRNA 4-demethylwyosine synthase. The annotation marks the transcript as partial. The transcript is spliced from 8 exons. NCBI's taxonomy places the organism in Eukaryota, Viridiplantae, Streptophyta, Magnoliopsida, Asparagales, Orchidaceae. The record is from RefSeq and is a predicted model, not a curated record. Gene Ontology annotation, biological process: wybutosine biosynthetic process. Gene Ontology annotation, molecular function: catalytic activity; 4 iron, 4 sulfur cluster binding.